Molecule: messenger RNA, 3360 nt
Organism: Aspergillus terreus NIH2624
Lineage: Eukaryota; Fungi; Ascomycota; Eurotiomycetes; Eurotiales; Aspergillaceae
Exons: 2
Coding region: 1-3360 (1119 amino acids)
Source: RefSeq, a predicted model, not a curated record
AUGGAUGUCAUCGGUCUUGAAUCAUGUCCCGAGCCGCUCGAGGGUCUGCUCUCUGAGAGCGGCGCAUUUGAUCAUCUAGGCGAUUGCCCUUUACGUCCUUUGAAUCACAACAUAUCCUCGAACUUGCCGUCCAACACCGCGGCUAGUCCUCUCAACUUGUCCCGAUCCGCGAGCUCCGUCGGUGGUCCAGCCUCUGCGCAGUUCGGCUUUUAUAACGACCAACAUCACGGAUCGGUACCAGAGGCCUCUAUAUCUUCCAGCAAAUUACAUAGCGAGCGACGGCUUGACUCACGGCUGAAUCCGCUCCCUCUCUCUCCAGGUGCAACCCACGAAGGGCGUGAUACAGCGGACACGUUCAGCUCAAUAGGUCGCGACUCGAGUACGUCUGAGUUUGAGACCGAUGAAAAGAUUCCGUUGGCAUCAACUGGCAACUCCACCGUCGACCGGAAGCCUGGUAAACGUACCCGAAAGAGAUUCGCGACGGAUGUGCGCAACCCUCGGAGAUUGUCGAAGCGGCUUCCCGGGGCCUUCUCACCAACUCCCACCGAGUAUCUUAUCGAUACCCUGCAAAAUGUCAUGCACACAUCCAAAGGCAUCGAGCGGCAUUGGACGUACGCCGCUCGAAAUCCCAGCGACCAUCUUAUGGUCCCUUUGACAAGGGAACAGAGAAUUAGAUUCAAAAUUCACCAUCGAAUGACUCUACAACAAAUCCUCGCCGAUUACAUAUACCGUGUGGAUCGACUCCUCGACCAAAUGGGGAGAGAGGGCUCUUCAAUACAAACGGAAUCGGACCUGGGUCUUGCUUUGCGCAAGGUCUUUUUGACCAGGGAACACCGCAAAUAUCUAAAGGCGCGCCACUACAGCGUUGCAGAUGUCGUGGCGUGGGCGUGGAUCUUGAGGAGCGAGAGCCCGUACCAGGCGAUUCUGCGGCUUUUGAUAUUCAAUGAGCAACAGACAAAAAAGAAAAGGAAACAUACCACGCAUCCAACGGUCCCGUCAUUCAUCCCCCUUCUUCUUCUACGACAGAAUCUCGACACGAAGUCAUUCAGAUUGCUCCUAGUAUAUUCCCUGCACCUUAUGACAGGCCAACACCUUCCAAACACUUCCCAGUCGAUCAAUGCAACAUCGGAGACUGUUUUCGACCAGGCACGUUCGUCUGGGAAGACCCAGCCUUUGCUUGAUCCUAACACGUGUGCCACGUUCGCUAUCCGCUUGCUCCACCAUGCGCGCCAGCUGUGGCCUGAAGCCCAGCUGCCUAUUGCCCGCGCAUAUUCAUUUUAUUUGUCCACCUUGGAAUCGAAAGAGAGUGGUGGUAUGACACGGAGGAGCAUUCAGGUCAUGGCGAGAACUUCGAAUCAACUUCUUCGGUUACUCUCUUUGCCCUGUAAGAUUGGUCCUUUCGCGUCAGCUCCUAUCCAGCAGGAGGCACAAUUUGAGCUCCUCAAAGCAAUGGCAAGGAAUCGCCCUGUUCUGCCUGUCACGCGGCAAGGCUACCAGGCAAUAAUCGCAGUUCAGCUGGCCCAUAGAAAGACGUUUGAUGAACGGCAAUCUGCGGAACUGAAGGCGCCAUCCUGGCCACCAUGGAAGGAAAAUAAACUGGGCAUCGACUCUCAACGAGGGAUCGAAGGGAUGAAGAGCCGCGCUAUGCGAGUCAUGUCGCAAAUGAAAGAAGCCGGAUACGCACAUAGCCGUUGGGAAGAGGUCUCUAGCAUCCUCGCUGGCUGGGACACCGACAAGAGUCCUACGAUUCAAACUCGGACGUUGUCUCGCCAUCCGGGGCUUCUCCGUGACCCUACGGGGGAUCACUCCCACCACGCAAUAUGGGAAGCCCGAAUCCGUGCCACAAGGACUGUGCGAGAAGCAUGGGCCUGCUUCCUUGCCUAUCAAGACCAGGGCCUGCCUCCCCGGCGGUCCAUUUAUGCAGCAAUGGCAGAGAAGCUGGUGUAUCGAAGCAAGGCCGUCAAAAGCAACUUCGACAACGGAAGCCGCGCGUUACCGGGCGAUGGUCCGGAAGUGUUCCCAGAGCCUUCCUCUGCACGAGAUUUGAUAUAUGUCUCGACCGAGCCGCCUACAUUGAAUGAGCUGCUCGAGAAAAUGCUCUCUGAGGGCAUCAGGCCUAGUGGUAGAUUUCUUGCACUCCUUCUGCGAUCGGCCCCCACUCUCAGCGCUGGGCUGCAUUAUCUUACCAGUAGCGAUCUGUCCGACGGACAAGUGAAGGCAUUGUGUGCUGAUUGGGCGGAGCGCUCUGCAUAUGAAAUCCCAACCCGCAAAGCUCUUGACGAGAUACCUGACUACCUGUUCUCGUCUUUCAUAUACUUGCUGUGUAAAUUCUCGGACUUGAAUGAGUGGGUUGUGCGAUACGGAGGUCGCACGGCCGACGCCUUUCCCAUCGCCAUGAAUGGCCACUCAAAGGAUUGGGUGCCAGGUACCACGCCCAGUCAUUCAGAAUCCUUAGGCCUGGGCCUAGAUGGCCACUAUCCAAACACUUUGGCCCAUGCAGCUCGGCUUCUCAAGGCGAGAAGCUCUCGGUCCCCCCAACCCUGGGUCCAUAUGCUCUUUGCAUUGAAAAGGGUGCGCAUUACUGCUCGGCCUCGCGGUUUAUCACCCGGCACGCAACUUAUCCUGGCCUGGCAUGAAGUCAUGGAAGUCACUGGCUGGAUGAAGGAGCGUGGAAUCGAUCUGGGAUUACAGGGAUUCCAGGCUCUCUGCAAAAGCUUUUCGAGGGCCGUCGUUGCCGGAGUGAAGGAUGCAGACGCUGCUGAAGAGGGUCUGGCGCUGGUCAGCCAGGCCAAGCAGCGGGGUGAUCUAUCUCGUACCGAAUUGAGUGGACUGUGCGUAGAGGACAUGGUUAACAGCGGCCUCACCCUCCUCAAACAGCAAUUCGACCAACUUGUCUUCCCUGACUCCAAAACCGCCUCCAUGGUUGAACAUACUCUGACUUCUCUCCAACAAAAGACCGACGGCCAAGUCACACUGCCGGCUCUAUGCCGUGUGCCUUCGCCUGCCGUCUUGCAUGCAUUUGUCCGAUCACUUGGAUUGGCCGAGGACUAUGAUGGAUUGUUGAGCCUGCUCCGUUGGAUGAGCCAGUAUGCAGGGCCAUUGAAAGAGGCGUCAGAUGAACGGAUGAACGGGGAUCGAAUCAUGCGGCGGACGGUGGUCGGUAUCCGCGCGUUCCUCGAGGGGUGCUGGGGCAAGCACUCUCUACAGUCUACGCCAGGUGUGAUUGAGGCUUCGGAUGGGAUGACUUUCACUGACCCUAAUCUGCAAGAAGCAUACGACAUCAUCACUGCGACUGGUGUCUGGGGUCCAUGGCCCAGUGACGAGGAAGUGCAAGAGUACCUUGCGGUGCACUGGGGAUGA